Messenger RNA from Miniopterus natalensis, 676 nucleotides. RefSeq names its product interleukin 17B (gene IL17B). Gene Ontology annotation, cellular component: extracellular region. Gene Ontology annotation, molecular function: cytokine activity. Gene Ontology annotation, biological process: inflammatory response. The record is from RefSeq and is a predicted model, not a curated record. NCBI's taxonomy places the organism in Eukaryota, Metazoa, Chordata, Mammalia, Chiroptera, Miniopteridae.
GGGUUCCAGGCGGGCGGCAGCUGCAGGCCGACCGCCUGGCUCGUCGGGAUGGACUGGCUGUGCAACCUGCUGUUUCUUCUCACCAUCUCCAUUUUCCUGGGGCUGGGCCAGCCCAGGAACCCCAAAAGCAAGAGGAAGGGGCAAGGGCGGCCAGGGCCCCUGGCCCCUGGGCCUCAUCAGGUGCCACUGGACCUGGUAUCACGGGCAAAGCCAUACGCCCGCAUGGAGGAAUACGAGAGAAACCUUGGGGAGAUGGUGGCCCAGCUGAGGAACAGCUCUGAGCCAGUGAGGAGGAAGUGUGAGGUCAACCUGCAGCUGUGGCUGUCCAACAAGAGAAGCCUGUCACCAUGGGGCUACAGCAUCAACCACGACCCCAGCCGUGUCCCUGAGGACCUGCCAGAGGCGCGGUGCCUGUGUCUGGGCUGCGUGAACCCCUUCACCAUGCAGGAGGACCGCAGCAUGGUGAGCGUGCCUGUGUUCAGCCAGGUGCCCGUGCGCCGCCGCCUCUGCCCGCUGCCCCCGCGCGCCGGGCCCUGCCGCCAGCGCGCGGUCAUGGAGACCAUCGCCGUGGGCUGCACCUGCAUCUUCUGAAGCCCCCCCCCAGGCCCAGAGCCCGCGGGCAGCCGGAGGCCGCCCUCCCUGCACCCCUCUGCCGCACAAGGCCGAUGAAAAGUAA